This is a messenger RNA of Fusarium mangiferae, 276 nucleotides long. RefSeq lists its product as uncharacterized. The transcript is spliced from 2 exons. The record is from RefSeq and is a predicted model, not a curated record. Gene Ontology annotation, cellular component: DASH complex; mitotic spindle. Bases 1 to 276 code for a protein of 91 amino acids. Lineage: Eukaryota; Fungi; Ascomycota; Sordariomycetes; Hypocreales; Nectriaceae. Gene Ontology annotation, biological process: attachment of spindle microtubules to kinetochore.
AUGGAUCAAACCCAAGCAGGGGGGCUUCUUGAUCCUCCUGAACUCACACCACUGGAGCAAGAGGUUUUGGACGAGUACGAACGCUUGGCCGAUAACAUGAACAAACUCGCCACUGUCCUCGAACAUCUUGCUUCGAACCCUAGCACAGAAAUUCUUGACGGUCUUCGUGAGCUCGAGCGCAAGACGAGUCUAGCCUUUACUCUUCUCAAAGCCAGUGUUUACAGCAUAGUCUUGCAGCAGGAGAUUGACUGGGGUGAUGGAUCGACAGCGCAAUAA